AUGCAACGUUCGCCCGGCACGGAUACAAGUACUGGUGUCUUGCCUACCAGGCACGCCAUUGGAACUUCACCAGCUCUGCAAAGACUAGGAGACACAAAUGUGGAACAGAAAAGAUUGGGGAGAAUCCGGCGGUCGCGGGAUGCCGCUGUAAGUGGAGUGUGGGUAGUGCUGGUAACGGCACUGGCAAUUGCGACGCUGUUGACUAACUGCUUCCGCCUCUCUGAAGGCUGGAGAAGAUACAGAAAUGGGAGAAGACGACUGGCAGGUGGAGAGUGGGACUCUCCAGAUGACCCUUAUACGGAUGCCAUUGUUCAACUCUGUCUCGAGCUGGAAUCUAAUGCCCAGGGCGGCAACUUCGCGCCGUUAGCACCCACGGCUGCAGCGACAACCGCAGAAACAACGUGGGAAGCGGCACCACCAGCGGUAGCUUCGUUCACCCCUGCUCAACAGACAACACAGGGCGGCCCGGCAUCACAACCCAUAGCGACCUGGAAUUUGCCACCGCAGACCCAAAUGCAGCCCUUAACGUGGGAAGCGGCACCACCAGCGGUAGCUUCGUUCACCCCUGCUCAACAGACAACACAGGGCGGCCAGGCAUCACAACCCAUAGCGACCUGGAGUUUGCCACCGCAGACCCAAAUGCAGCCCUCUCCUUACACAAUGGUUGUGACGCACGCACCAGCAACGGUUGCAGCGCCAGCUCUAGUGACAUAUUCUGGUCCAUUGUAUCAACGUAUACUUCAUAGGGGGUGGAGUCCUGCGACCACGGUGACUUGGGCUUAUGGCGGGGGUGUUCGCGUUUCUCAGCCGCCCGUGCAGCAAGCAGGAGCGGCGGGCCACACAGCAGUGGAAACAGCGAACCCAAGUCUUUCCGCAUCACAUUCACCACCUACUGUGCAAGAGAAUUCCACAGGACAACGCCUCCCGCAAGCGCUGGGGAGCAGUGCAGCCCCAAGUCAACCUCCACCGUCACUGGCUCCUGUUACCAACCCCACCCCACAUGCAUCUGUACAGGGUCACCACCUACUGUGCAAGAGAAUUCCACAGGACAACGCCUCCCGCAAGCGCUGGGGAGCAGUGCAGCCGCAAGUCAACCUCCACCGUCACUGGCUCCUGUUACCAACCCCACCCCACAUGCAUCUGUACAGGGGUCCCCGAGCACUGAGGUUCCAGGAGGGGCCGAUCACACUGCUGAUUUAG
Eimeria mitis is the source of this 1200-nucleotide messenger RNA. RefSeq lists its product as uncharacterized. Bases 1 to 1200 code for a protein of 399 amino acids. The record is from RefSeq and is a predicted model, not a curated record. The transcript is spliced from 3 exons. Lineage: Eukaryota; Apicomplexa; Conoidasida; Eucoccidiorida; Eimeriidae.